GCGAAGGGGGAGAAUAACGUCGGGUCGGGUCAGCGGGCGCUGCAGUAGUCGCCGCAGCGGCGAUGGGAGCGGUGGGGACGAGGCGGCGGCGGCGGCGGCAGGAGGAGGAGCAGAGGCUGGCACAAGAGCAGCGGCUGGGGGCGGCCAGCAGCAGCAUUAAGAGCAGCCGCCGCCACCGGCAGUAAAAGCGGACGGUACCCGAGGGGACUACCCAGCCGGCAGUCCCUCGAAGCCGCGCUCAGGUCCCGCCGCAUUCGGCGGCGGGGGAUGGGCAGGCGGCGGCGGUCCCGCCUGCUGAGGGUUGGUCCCUGCCGGUCCUGGUCCUGAGCUGGACCCGAGCCCUCCGCCCGAAAUCCCUGCGUCUGCCACGGCCCAGGUUAAAUGGAAACCACCCUCGGGAGCUGGAUGCCUGUGUAGCUGUUCUGUCACAUCAGUGAAUUGCAAUGAGUGGAGGAGGAGAGCAGCCAGAUAUUCUCAGUGUUGGAAUCUUGGUCAAAGAAAGAUGGAAAGUGUUGAGGAAGAUUGGGGGUGGGGGCUUUGGAGAAAUUUACGAUGCCUUGGACAUGCUUACCAGGGAAAAUGUUGCACUGAAGGUAGAAUCAGCUCAACAACCAAAACAAGUUCUGAAAAUGGAGGUUGCUGUACUGAAAAAACUACAAGGGAAAGACCAUGUUUGUAGAUUUAUUGGCUGUGGGAGGAAUGAUCGAUUCAACUAUGUGGUCAUGCAGUUGCAGGGUCGGAAUCUGGCAGAUCUACGCCGUAGCCAGUCCCGGGGCACAUUCACCAUUAGCACUACUCUUAGGCUGGGGAGACAAAUUCUGGAGUCUAUUGAGAGCAUCCAUUCCGUGGGAUUCUUGCAUCGAGACAUCAAACCAUCAAACUUCGCCAUGGGUCGCUUUCCUAGUACAUGUAGGAAGUGUUACAUGCUUGAUUUUGGCUUGGCUCGACAAUUUACCAAUUCCUCUGGUGACGUCAGACCACCUCGAACUGUGGCAGGCUUUCGAGGGACGGUUCGUUAUGCAUCAAUCAAUGCUCACCGAAACAAGGAAAUGGGAAGACAUGAUGACCUUUGGUCCUUAUUCUACAUGUUGGUGGAGUUUGUGGUUGGUCAGCUGCCUUGGAGAAAAAUAAAGGACAAGGAGCAAGUAGGUUCUAUUAAGGAGAGGUAUGACCACAGGCUUAUGUUGAAACAUCUUCCUCCAGAAUUCAGCAUCUUUUUGGACCACAUCUCUUCUUUGAAUUAUUUUACAAAACCAGAUUACCAGCUUCUGACAUCCGUCUUUGACAAUAGCAUCAAGACCUUUGGAGUAAUUGAGAGUGAUCCUUUUGACUGGGAGAAGACUGGAACUGACGGUUCUCUAACCACCACCACUACUUCUACCACCCCUCAGCUGCACACUCGUCUGACCCCUGCAGCAAUUGGAAUUGCCAAUGCCACUCCCAUCCCAGGAGACUUGCUUCGAGAAAAUACAGAUGAGGUGUUUCCAGAUGAACAGCUUAGUGAUGGGGAGAAUGGCAUCCCUGUUGGUGUGUCACCAGAUAAAUUGCCUGGAUCUUUGGGGCACCCACGUCCCCAGGAGAAGGAUGUCUGGGAAGAGAUGGAUGCCAACAGGAACAAGAUAAAGCUUGGAAUUUGUAAGGCUGCUACCGAAGAUGAGAACAGCCAUGGUCAAGUAAAUGGUAUUCUGAAUGCUCCAAGCCUUGGUUCACCAAUUCGUGUCCGCUCAGAGAUUACUCAGCCAGACAGAGAUGUUCCAUUGGUGCGGAAGUUACGUUCUAUCCACAGCUUUGAGUUGGAAAAGCGUCUAACACUGGAGCCAAAGCCAGAUACUGACAAGUUUCUUGAGACCUGCCUGGAGAAAAUGCAGAAAGAUUCCAGUGCAGGAAAGGAAUCUGGUCUCCCCGCUCUGCUUCAUAAACCCUGUGUUCCUGCUGCGUCCCAUGCUGACCGCAUCUGGCACUACGAUGAAGAAUAUCUUCCAGAUGCUUCAAAGCCUGCCUCUGCCAACACCCCUGAGCAGGCGGAUGGAGGUGCCAGCAAUGGAUUUAUAGCAGUUAACUUGAGCUCCUGCAAGCAGGAGGUUGAUUCCAAAGAAUGGGUGAUUGUGGACAAGGAGCAGGACCUUCGGGACUUCAGGACAAAUGAGGCUUUAGGCCAUAAAACAACUGGAAGUCCUUCUGAUGAGGAGCCUGAAGUACUUCAAGUCCUGGAGGAAUCGCCUCAAGAUGAAAAGCUCCUCCUGGGUCCUUGGGCAGGAGGUGAUCAUUUAAAGAAAGAAACCUCAGAUGUGGUCUUAGCACUUUCUGGGGAAUGUCCUGCCACUGCCACUCCGGAGCUCCAGGCUGGGGCUGCUAGUCACUUUAUUGCAGUGACACCCACAAGUCCGAUGGAGGCGCAGGCAGAAGGCCCCCUCACCGCGAUUACAAUUCCUAGACCUUCUGUGGCAUCCACACAGUCAACUUCAGGAAGCUUUCACUAUUGUCAGCAGCCAGAGAAGAAAGACCUUCAGCCUCUGGAGCCCACUGCAGAACUUUACUCUCCAAGGGAGAACUUCUCUGGUCUAGCCGCAACAGAGGGCGAACCUCCUACAGACUUGGGGCUUCAGAUAGAUCAUAUUGGUCAUGACUUGUUACCCAGUAUUAGAGAGAGUAACAAAUCUCAAGACCUAGGACCAAAAGACAUCGCUGACCAUAACAGACUGGCUGUGAGAGGAUUUGAGAGUCUCCCUAGGGAAACGGAAGAGAAAAGCAUUCUUCUAGGAUCAGAUAAUGAAGAUGAGAAGCUAAGUAAAGGGCAGCAUUAUAUUGAGAUCACCUCUCUUCCAGGAGACUUGGUAACUGUAGAAAGGGAUCACUCAGCUACUACUGAACCUCUUGAUGUGACAAAGACGCAAACUUUUAGUGUGGUGCCAAAUCAAGACAAAAAUCAUGAGAUAAUGAAGCUUCUGGCAGUUGGAACUUCAGAAAUUUCUCCACAAGUCAUUGACCCACAGGUUGAAGGACAAAUAGGUCAGGUGGCAGCAAUGCAAAAAAGUAAGAUACCUAAGGAUGAUGACAUCAGGGGUGAAGACUUUCCAGGGCAUCAGGGAGACCUGUGUACUUUUUUGCACCAAGAGGAUAAGAGAGAGAAAAUUGCCCCUAGAAACGGAGAAUUAUUUCAUUGUGUUUCAGAGAGUGAACAUUGUCCCCCAUCCCGGAAGGAUGUGGUUAGGUCAUCUUUUGUAACUAGACACAGCCGAAUCCCUGUUUUAGCACAAGAGAUAGACUCAACUUUUGAAUCAUCCUGUCCAGUCUCUGCAAAAGAAAAGCUCCUCCAAAAGAAAGCUUAUCAGCCAGACCUAGUCAGGCUUCUGGUGGAAAAAAGGCAACUCAAAUCUUUCCUUGGGGACCUCUCAAGUGCCUCUGAUAAAUUGCUAGAGGAGAAACUAGCUACUGUUCCUGCUUCCUUUUCUGAGGAGGAAGUCUUCACUCCCUUUUCAAGACUGGCUGUAGACUCGCACCUGAGCAGAUCAGCCGAAGACAGCUUUCUGUUACCCAUCAUCUCCCAGUCCAGAAAGAGCAAAAUUCCAAGGCCAGUUUCAUGGGUCAACACAGAUCAAGUUAGUAGUGCAACUUCAGCUCAGUUUUUGCCUCGGCCACCACCUGGCAAGCCCCCUGCGAGGCCUGGAGUAGAAGCCAGGCUCCGCAGAUACAGAGUCCUAGGGAGUAGCAAUUCGGAUUCAGACCUUUUCUCCCGCCUGGCCCAAAUUCUUCAAAAUGGAACUCAGAAACCCCGGAGCACUACUCAGUGCAAGAGUCCAGGAUCCCCUCACAAUCCAAAAACACCACCCAAGAGUCCAGCUGCUCCUCGCAGGAGUCCCAGUGCCUCUCCUCGCAGCUCUUCCUUGCCUCGCACAUCUAGUUCCUCACCAUCGAGGGCUGGACGCCCCCACCAUGACCAGAGGAGUUCAUCCCCGCAUCUGGGGAGAAGCAAGUCACCGCCCAGCCACUCGGGAUCUUCCUCCUCCAGGAGGUCCUGCCAACAGGAGCAUUGCAAACCCAGCAAGAAUGGCCUGAAAGGAUCCAGCAGCCUCCACCACCACUCGGCCGGCACUAAAGCGCCCCCAGGGAAGAGUAAGUCCGCCAGCAAACUCAGCAGAUAGGAGCCGGGCUGCAUCUCUGUGAAAGGUGUGAGAUCUCCCUCCUGAACCUGAUGCAUGUGUGUCCCUGUACUGUCUAUUUUAAAAAAUCAGUGUUGAUCAUCUCUUGCAAAAGAAAGUAACAUGAUAAAUUAUUUAUAAGAAGACAUAAAUAUAUGAUAAGGAAUUACCUAAGGCAGGCAGCAAGCAGAUCAGGAAUCAAUGCCUUUGCGUAGGAAGAGGGCAAUCCAGCAAAAUCCAAGGGGGAGAUUAAAUGAACUCUCAUUUUGUAGCUGCCUUUGAAACAAAAGAGUUGAAGGAAGGAGAUGGAAUGGAAUUUUAAGGGUUUGGACUGUUUGUUUGUUUUUUUUAAGGCAUUGAUCAAAGAUUAUAUAGCAAAAGUGAAACUUUUUAAUAUUUUUAUUCAAACUUCCCAACCUUGGAGAAUUAGAAUUGCUCUGAUAUUAGGACAUGGAACAAGCCUGCUGCUGGAGAGCCAGUGUUCAUACACACGUGGCUUGUGUGUUUAUCUAGUGUCUGGAGAGUUCACACUUUUACUUUGCCUCAUACCUAUUACCCUUCCUGGAUUUCACAGUUUUUAGUUAGUGUAUCUCACCUGAUGCAGUUUCUCUAGUCUUAUUUUAACAGUACAUUCUAAUAUGCUUUUAGCAGCACCUGAUGAAAAUUCCAAACCUGAUUUUUUUUUUAGUCCUCUAAUAUUUUUCUGUGGAGCGGCAGUUGUCAGUAUAUUUUUAUUGUGAAAAAGAACUACUGAAACUUAGGUAAAGGAAGAAGCCUCAGUAGAGCUCCUUUCCAGGCUUUAGUGCUUUAGGGGGAGAGGGACAGAGGAAGGCUGGUACCUUCAAGACAGAAGAACCCUCUUCCCUCUGUUUCCUCCUUGUGGACGGAAGGCCCCCCAGAGCAGACCUGCUUGCUCAGGUCUUCUGGGUGCCAGCUAUUUUCAGUACCCACCUCCAAGACGAUACCAGGGAAAUACAGUGCUGUGGAGUGUGACUUUAUGCUUUUAGAGAUUCAGAAAGAAAAAUAGAAAUUAGGUACGUUACUGAGGCUUAUAAUCCUCAAACUUUGUAUUUUAUACAUUUAGCCAAUAAGGAAAUAAAUUUAGGCUCAGUAUUCAUCUUCUAAUGUUUUAUUACUUGCUUCUCUCAUGCUUUAGUUUGAAUAUUUGGGCUUUUGGACCUGAUUUCCUUAUAACCUCAAUUUAUAAAACUGUGAGGAGGAGCAUAUUCUGAUUUCACUCUUCUGGAAACAGGAAUCAGGCAAAAGUAAAUUAUGCUAGAUUUUUCAAAUGGGCUCUUUUCUACUCUGUAGGUGUUUUGUGUUGUAAAGACCUUAUUGAGGUCAGGUCAGUUGGUCUGCUUGCUGUUGAAAUUUGCCUUCUAGCAAACAUCUGUGCUUUCUCUUUGACCUUGUGUUUGCUGCCAAAGCUUAACAUGGUUGAAUUGGAAAACAAGAAAAAAAAAAAGAAAGUAUAUUUCCUCACCAAGUGAAUACAUUCUUAAUGCUGCAUCAAAGCUGCCCUGAAGCUGCACUGAACUCUCGUUCUCUUUAUCUGUGUUGAGCUUUUUUAAAAAACAAAAAACAAAAAACAAAACAAAACUCAAAGCACUAUUGAGUCCUAUACGAUCUCCCAUAAGAAAUGUAGCAUAGUGUGGAAUCUUAAUUUCUCUCCGGUUUCAAGCACUACAGAGGAAUGCAAUAGAUACGACAUAUUUGCUGUUUAACUAAAGCAUCUGUAAUAUUGGAAGACCAAUCUUUCUGUAUUAUAUUGUAUAAUAGUUGCUGUAACACUACUUGCAUGUCUUCAUGGUAAAUGAUAUAAAUAUUUAUAAAUAUAUAGAGAAACAUAUGCUUAUAUAAACUCAUUCUUUCUCAUUCUCCAUUUGUAAUUUCAAGACCACAGAUGGUGAAAUUCCUUUUUAUUGUGUGCCUCGCGUACACUUGGGCUUUGCCUGUCUUCAUUUUCUGAAAAUACGUUCUUGGCAUGGGACACUUCAGAUUCUUCUUGCCUUCUUUGUGUAAUAAUGCAAGGGUUGGCAGCCUUCAAGCCAAGAUAGGUUACUUAAUUUUCACUUUUAAGAGAUUUUAAUAGGGGAAAAAAUUACCGGGACAUAUUUAUAAUACUGGUUCAAAAAUUUGUCAUGUUGAUCACAUAAUUCUGUCCUUGUGGUUAAAGGGGAUAAACUGGGAUGAUAAUCAUGGGUCUGACAUAAAUUGAUUUUUUAAAAAUGUCUUAAAGUUGCCAUUCUACAUUUCCUCUUUUCAUCUCACAAUUUUUUGGGUGUUGAGGGAGUGGAGUAAUCUAUGAUUAAGGAAUUAUCUUUUUUCUGUUUUAUUAGCUAAAUUGUGCUAAGAGUAGCCAGCAUUUUAAAUCCUGACUUCUGUCAUCUGAAAUGUGCCAGUCAUCACUUUGGGAAAGCUGAUGAGGCUACAAGUGUGGUGUGUGUGUUACUUUUUAUUGGCAUUUCUCUUCUAGCCGUCAAAACAGACAGCGAUGGCAACAUGGUGAUUGGUUGUUUUCUAUGGUUUCUUGCUUUUCUCCCAACUUUUCCAUUGUGUUGCCCCCUUUUCUAAAUGGUCCUGAUGAACUCCAGAUCCAGAGAAAAGUAGCCUCAGUGUAUAAGAAUAUUCUAUUUUGCAUGUAGAGAAAAGAGUUAACCAAAGAUGUUUCUGCUCUGAUACUUUCAAAAGAAAACAGACUAGUUAUAGCUUAUGUAUCAAUAGGUCCCUAAAAGUACGAGCCGAUACAGAGGUCUACUUCAUGGUUUUUAAAAGCAGAGUGUGUGCUUUUAGAUGUUCGAUGUCUCAGGCUAAAAAGAGAAGUUAGCAGCCCUGAGCAAAGCAAUUUUGGCCCAAAGAUUUUUGUUUUUGUUUUAUUUUAAGGUUAUGAUAUGGGGUAUGGGUUGGUUAUUUGUUGGUUGGUAUAGUUUUAGUUCCUUUUGUUUUAUUUAUUUGGGGGGUUUUUUAGUAUUGGCAUAUUUCAGAUCUCAGUGACAAACAUAGAUCAACCAAGCAAUUUUAAAUCAGUUUGAUUAUUCUACCUAAGAUGAAAGACAUGGCCUUUAAAGUCAAGCCGGACUAUACUAAAUGUAGUACGGGGCAAAUGUUAAAAUUCUCUUUUGGAAACCAAGUGCUUCCUGGUUUCUCCUCUCACAACAAAAUGGCAACCCCAGUCACACUUGCCCUUAACAGCACCACGUCUAGGCUCUGGAACCACGUGUGGAGCAAAAAUGGAUUAGCACUAGCUCAGUCCCUGUAGGUAGCACUCUUACAUUACGCUGCCAAAUCUCUGGGGUGUACAGACUGUUUGAAAUAUUAAAAUUUCACCUGAGAAUCUUUUGCGCAGCAUAAAGGCCUUUAAAGUAUGGUGAACAAGGGAAAGUCGGAUCAUAUCGAGCGUAAGCUCAAAGCACAGACUGUAAACAUCUUUGAAUGGUAAGUCUCAGGCAGGGCUCUCAUUCCCAGCUUGGUAUGCAAGCUGGCCUUGCUGACUAAGGGCACCACCAUAUUUACUGUUUCUUAAGUUGCAUGUUGUGAAGUGAAUGUUUUUUGUAAAAGUUGCCAAGUCCAUCCAGUUCUAAAUAAGUAGCAAAGUGGUCAUUGAUACCCUCUGUUGUCAUUGUCCACUUGGUAUUAUUUGCUUUAAAGUACUAAGCAAAUCUCAGCUGCUUCCUGAUUCAGUGGACUAGUUAUGCAGGAUCCCUUUAUUUUCAGCUCCUAGCCACUAGGGGAACUUGAAGUUCUUUGGUAAUCAUCAGAGAUUCCUUCCAGGCCACAGAUUUUUAUGCAGAUGUUUCUACAGUUGCAUUCAACCUACAAGGAAAAAGUGUACAUUGGUGCAUGUUUUAUAAACCCACAUGCAGAUAGGUAAAAGUAUAAUUAGUUUUCCUAUACCCAGUAGCUUUGAAUUAAAAACAGCUGCUUUCCCCCCAGAGGAUUAUUUGUUCUAGAAACUACAUUCUUAAUCUAACAUUAGGAAUUGGUGAUAGGAGAAAAAGGAUCCAGAAUUCAGAAUUUAGUGGGUUAGGGGGAAAAAUGCUUCUUAUUCUGGCUAUUUGAAAAUAUAUUUGUAGAUAAGUCUAGAUUAAGUCUUGGAGAUGAAAGUUUUCACAUUUUAAAACUUUUUUCAUUCCUUUAGAUCUAUCAAAACAUGGCAUAUGUUAGGGAACCUUUUCUUCUGUCGUGUUCAUGUAUUUUGGAGUUAACUUGUUUGCAUUCACUCUUUUAUAUUCUGCCCAUUUCUGUUUAUGUGCAUUUAUCACAGAUGUUUUGGGACAUUGCUUAAAGGGAGACAUUUUGGCACCUGUAGGACUGAGGAGCCGGAAUGGUUGAUGACGGUGGCAUUGUUUAACUUCCUUGAGUUUUGGGUCUGUACAGUUUAUUUGCAGAAGAGUUACUUAUCUAUGUUUUAACACAAAAGGUAUUACAGGAUUGAGGCAUGUAACCAUGGUGGUAGUCUUCAUAUGUCACUAUUUACCCAAGUCUGAAUCCAGAGAUGCAGAUUUAGACCCUAACUUACAGAAGGGAACACGCAGCAGCUGCAGUCCUCAGGCCAGACGGGAGGACGUGGUGCACAGAAAAGACCAGGCACUUUUAGGACAUCGAGCUCCCCUGUCCUCAUCCUAUAGAACUCCGGUGUUCGCCUCGAGGGUGUGGGAGGAGCGUGGGAAUGUCGUAUCAUUGGAUUUCUCAGUAGUUUGGCUACCCCUUUGGAAUUGGGAGAAAGUGAUCCCACAUAAUUGUGGGGGCCUGCAGAGUGUGCUGCCAGCAGUGCCAGGGAGACCUGCAGGAGGCAUGUGGGGCAUCGCUGUGGUUCUCAAGUAACCCCAGGACAAGGGGCAAGGGUCCCUAUUAAUAUAAAGGGGAAUUUGGAUGUUGCACACCUCAGUCCCUGAGAAAUCUCUGGCUGGACAUGAAAUGAUGACAUUAGCAUCCUGGCCCAUCACUACAUUGCCUAAUUGAGUUGUGAUUAUCUGCUCUGACUUUUAAAAUGUAAGCUUUAUGUUUAAUUAUUCCCCUUGAGCUAAUUUGGAUCAGAAAUGAAAGUAUGUGACAAGAUCAGGAUCACUUUGUGGUUAUUAUAUACAAUCUUCACCAGCAAAUAACAUCUAGUAAUUUGAAUAUUUCCUUAUAUUUUGCUGGAUCUUUGGUCUUAAGGAGACAGGUAAACCAACUGAACCUUUCUUCCUUACCCUGUGAAACUCUGCCUCUUCAACUGGAAGUGACAGUAUGGGCACAGUGCAUAUCACUGGUGAUGCUGACAUGUCGCUUAGAUACCCUGGGCCAGUGGUUCUGGGUUCCUUGACCUACAGAGUAGGAUUCCAUAGCAAAUCUUUGAGCCCAUGUGAAUAUAGAAUUUACCGAUGACAUGAUUUUACACACUAAUGGUGGAUAGGAAUUUUACCUCUUUUCAGUAGUUUAAUACCAUUUCAUAUUGUAUACAAAAGUAUUCACUCACCCAGCUAAAAACAUUGAGCAAACCCAAGUUUUUAAUACAGACUAUCCUUGCCAUAUGAUGCUGUCUCCCCACCUUAUAAUACACGUUUUUAAACCCUUAAAAAUUCAUUCAGAGCACUUCACCCUAUCUGGAAUCUGGGUAUCUUCGCUCACGCGUAAGGGAUAAACAAGGCUACUAGAGCAUGAAUGUAAUUUAUUUUAGGGAGUAGCCCAGGAAGGGAAAGUCCUUAGGACUUUUCAAAACUACUUUCUUUUUAAAUGAUUCACAAGAUAGGUAAGUUAGUUCACUAAGGUAAAAAGCAUUCAAAAAUAUAGUUAGGAAGAUCCCACCACUGUGCCACCUGCAGCUCUGAAAUUAGAUUGAGCGAACUGAACAAAGAGAACAGAUCAGAUGACGCACGUUGAGCCCCUGCACUCCUCCCUCCUGCACAGUUCCUGGUCCACCUCCUGACUCCAUUCCUAAAACUGCCAGUGUCCGUUUCAUUGGGCCAUUUAUUUACAAGUUUAACAGCUUUGGGGAAACAUCUAGUGUUGACUAGAUCUAAUUCUUGAAAGUUAUGAACUCUUGGCAACUGUUAGAAUCAAUCACAAACCAGAAGAAUUUUCUUGUCAAGCAAGACCAGUAAGUUAGAAUAGAGGACUUUAAUAAUCCCACAGUUUUCUCCCUUUCUCCUUCCCCUCUUCAUGAAAUCAUUGAUGAGAAGUUGCUCUUUGAAAUACCUCCAAAGGUAUUGUAUUGUCCUUUUCCCUCCAAGCAGCCCUCUUUAUGCAUUUUUGCUCAGGCAACCAAGGACAUAAGAGUAUUGGCAGAAACACAGAGUGCUUUUGUAUAGGCCAUCUGUACAUAAAAGUGUAAUUAUUUAUUUAAUUUUCCCAUUUGUAUCAUAUAAAGCUUUGUACAGUGUUUUAAGUUCUGUUUUAAAAUUAUUUUGUAUUUUAUUUUUAUAAUCUAGUAAUAAAAUAUUCAUUCCGCAUGCAAACUCUAGUUCUGUUUGUGUGAUGGUUUGCUUUCACAAGUGGGAAAUAUUUUUCUGAUUUAAUAAAGUUAUUGAAUGCACCAGAGAUUACAAGAUCAACAGGGAACAGAAGGUGUUACUAUAAAUGUUGUAUCACAUCCAGAAGUGACCUAGAAAAAGAAGCGCUGGACUGUAUAGAAGCUAGGUGUACAGUAUCCCUGCAGAUAAAACAGAGUUGUGGAAUAUGAAGAGAUGGUUUCCCAUGUAAUAAAACUGAAGGUGAAGUAAUAAAACUGAGUAUUAAGA
Suricata suricatta (meerkat) is the source of this 10858-nucleotide messenger RNA. It is a transcript of the gene TTBK2, whose product is annotated as tau tubulin kinase 2. Gene Ontology annotation, molecular function: ATP binding; protein serine/threonine kinase activity. The record is from RefSeq and is a predicted model, not a curated record. Gene Ontology annotation, biological process: cilium assembly; signal transduction; peptidyl-serine phosphorylation. Lineage: Eukaryota; Metazoa; Chordata; Mammalia; Carnivora; Herpestidae. Gene Ontology annotation, cellular component: ciliary transition zone; ciliary basal body; cytoplasm. The transcript is spliced from 15 exons. The coding region runs from base 444 to 4142 and encodes 1232 amino acids.